GACGCACGCAUCAUAUCCAUGUUGGGAUAGGAAUCUGGAUUAUUUCUUGUUUAGAAAUAGAGCCUAACAGUAAUGAAUUAGAAUGAUUUCUUUAUGUUAUUGUUUAUUCUGGCUUAUUUUGGUUUGGGGGUAUUUGUGCCUUAUUCCUCCCUCUGUGGAGCCGAGCUGUGGCGGCGUCAUUGAAGGUGAUUAAGGACACCUGGGGUGAGUGUGGUAGGGGGAAAGUGGAACAGUUUUUCAACUGCAGCUUAGACGUGAUAGCGAUCUGAGUUGUUUAUUUUGUCAAGUUUAGUUUCUGCUGAAAGUUUUCUGUUAAUAAAUGUUUAAGUUGACUUUGGAUCUGCGGCUGCUGUUUGUUUUUUGAUAGCACGUUAAACCCGCUCAGCAGUGGCUUACCUGAAAGAUUAAGUUUGAAACCAUAACAAUACAAAAUACAGAAAAUCAGUGUCAAGUUUAAAUCCUGAAAUACUAUUAUUAUUAGUAUUUCAUAAAUAUCUGUAUUUAAGUGAACUCAAAGUGACCCGGCUGUUACCACAAUGCACCAGUAAUCACAGACAACAUGGUGACACCAGCACCACCAACCACCAUGUGGAGACACCAGCACCACUAUGUGGAGACACCAGCACCAGCAUGUGGUGACACCACACCAGCACCACCACCAUGUGGUGACACCACACCAGCACCACCAUGAGGUGACACCAGCACCACCAUGUGGAGACACCAGCACCACCAACCACCAUGUGGAGACACCAGCACCACCAUGUGGAGACACCAGCACCACUAUGUGGAGACACCAGCACCAGCAUGUGGUGACACCACACCAGCACCACCACCAUGUGGUGACACCACACCAGCACCACCAUGAGGUGACACCAGCACCACCAUGUGGAGACACCAGCACCACCAACCACCAUGUGGAGACACCAGCACCACCAUGUGGAGACACCAGCACCACCAUGUGGAGACACCAGCACCAGCAUGUGGUGACACCAGCACCACCACCAUGUGGUGACACCACACCAGCACCACCAUGAGGUGACACCAGCACCACCAACCACCAUCACCACCACCACCAUGUGGUGACACCAUGAGGUGGUGCUGGUGAGUUGGGAACCGGAGGGUCGCUGGUUCAAGUCCCAAUGUGGACCAUAAUAUGUAAGUUGGUCUGGUAGCUGGAGAGGUGCCUGGACACUUCCAGAGCACUGCCAAAGUGCCCUUGAGCUGUUAACAGUCAUAUCAAUCAUCAAU
Labrus mixtus (cuckoo wrasse) is the source of this 1248-nucleotide messenger RNA. RefSeq lists its product as uncharacterized. NCBI's taxonomy places the organism in Eukaryota, Metazoa, Chordata, Actinopteri, Labriformes, Labridae. The coding region runs from base 609 to 1034 and encodes 141 amino acids. The record is from RefSeq and is a predicted model, not a curated record. The transcript has 2 exons.